CGCGCAGCCCUCUGGGGAGCUCUUUUCGAGGAGGGACUUCGGAGCAGUUCAGGGGUUCUCUUACUGUAACCAGCUCCCCUGUGAAAGGUCGAUGUUCUCCAAGUAAACACACCGCAGUUUACUAAAGAGACAUCCCGGAACCACAAGUCGGAGCACCGCAGUUUCCUGGUCGACCUCCUUGGCGACCACUUCCGCCCAGGGGUUGGAAUACUCGAGGCCCUUCUACGGCGAACCACGAGAAAGGCACUUCCGGUGUCUGUUGCCAAGGAGCGGGCCGGGUGGGCCGUAGGGGCGACGUUCUUGGCGUCGUCCUCUCCCCCCCUUCCCGGGGGUCGAAAUGUCGGGACUCAGCUCCCCAGAGAUGGAGGGCUGUCGUAACCUGCUCGGCCUACUGGAGAACGACGAGAUCAUGGCCCUGUGCGACACCGUCACCAACCGCCUGGUGCACCCUGAGGACCGCCAAGAUGCCAUUCAUGCAAUAUUAGUGUACAGUCAAAGUGUAGAAGAACUUCUGAGGCGUAAAAAAGUCCACCGAGAAGUCAUAUUUAAGUACUUGGCAACACAGGGGGUUGUUAUACCUCCAGCUACUGAGAAACACAAUCUUAUUCAGCAUGCAAAAGAUUACUGGCAAAAGCAGUCACAACUGAAAUUGAAAGAAACACCAGAGCCAGUAACAAAGACAGAGGACAUCCAACUCUUUCAACAGGCAAAAGAAGAUAUAAAAGCUGAAAAAGUUGAUUUUCGUCGCCUAGGAGAAGAAUUCUGUCACUGGUUCUUUGGACUUCUUAAUUCUCAGAAUCCUUUGCUGGGACCACCUCAAGAUGAAUGGGGGCCACAGCAUUUCUGGCAUGACGUCAAGCUUAGGUUUUAUUACAACACAUCAGAACAAAAUGUGAUGGACUACCAUGGCGCAGAAAUCGUGAGCCUUCGUUUGCUAUCAUUAGUAAAAGAAGAAUUUCUUUUUCUCAGCCCCAACCUAGAUUCCCGUGGACUGAAAUGUGCUUCUUCUCCCCAUGGGCUGGUUAUGGUUGGAGUUGCUGGGACUGUCCACCGAGGGAACACUUGUUUGGGUAUUUUUGAACAAAUUUUUGGACUCAUCCGUUGCCCUUUUGUGGAGAAUACUUGGAAAAUCAAAUUUAUCAACCUGAGAAUUGUUGGAGAGAGUUCCCUUGCUCCUGGAACAUUACUGAAACCAGCUAUUACAUUUGAACAAAGUGAUUUAGAGGCCUUUUAUAAUGUAAUCACUGUAUGUGGUACCAACGAAGUGCGACUUAAUGUAAAGCAGGCAUUGGAUAGUGGAACCGGAGACCAAGCCUUAUGUGGUGGAAAUGAGGCAUUGCUGAACAAAAGAGAAAAUCAUCAUAACCUCUUAAAUCUAGAAGAGAUUUUGGAGACUAUUAACCUGCAUCAUUUGCCAUAUGAGGAAUGAGAAUCUCAGAAAAACUAGGGGACUAAGUCAUUCUAAACGUAUCGGAUUUCCAUUAUGGACAUCAAACCAUAUUAUGAACUGAUGAGGAAACAUCAUCAGGAGAUAACAUUGUUCUUCUCGCUAGGAGGUAAAUACUUGGGGAAAAUCUUUGCUGUGCCAUCUAUAGAAUCUAAUAUAGACAGUUGUCAGUGUUGGAAGAAGGAAGAAUGAUUAAAUGAUUUUAGUCAACAAAAUUUUUCUUUAUUACCUGUUAAAAUUAGUAACAGAUAAGCCAUCAAGGGACAUUACAGAUUAAUAUUUUUAAACAAA
This is a messenger RNA of Lemur catta (Ring-tailed lemur), 1738 nucleotides long. RefSeq names its product chromosome 1 C3orf38 homolog (gene C1H3orf38). NCBI's taxonomy places the organism in Eukaryota, Metazoa, Chordata, Mammalia, Primates, Lemuridae. Bases 338 to 1429 code for a protein of 363 amino acids. The record is from RefSeq and is a predicted model, not a curated record. The transcript is spliced from 5 exons.